UGCUCUAACCCGGGCUACAAGAAGGCGGAUGAUGAGAUGUCCGGGGCCACGUCCUCUGCAGACCAGGGAGAGGCGGCAGCUCGCACCAUUUACUUGAAUGAACCUCAGCAGAGCAAGUUCCGCGACAACUGGGUCAGCACAGCUAAAUACAGCGUGGUGACAUUUCUACCUCGAUUCCUGUAUGAACAAAUUAGAAAAGCUGCAAAUGCUUUCUUCCUCUUCAUUGCCUUACUGCAGCAAAUUCCAGAAGUCUCUCCAACUGGAAGAUAUACCACCUUGGUUCCCUUUCUAUUAAUUCUAACAGUUGCCGGCAUCAAAGAAAUCAUAGAAGAUUAUAAAAGACAUAAAGCUGACAGUACGGUGAACAAAAAGAAAGCAAUAGUUUUAAGAAAUGGAACGUGGGAGGAUAUCAUGUGGAAGAAGGUGGCAGUGGGGGACUUUGCGAAGGUCACCAACGGGCAGCAUCUCCCUGCAGACAUGAUCAUUUUAUCUACCAGUGAACCUCAGGCAAUGUGUUAUAUUGAAACAGCUAAUCUUGAUGGAGAGACGAACCUUAAAAUACGACAGGGAUUGAUUCAGACUGCUAACCUCCAAUCAAAAGAAGACUUGAUGAAAAUGUCUGGGAAGAUAGAGUGUGAAGGACCCAAUCGGCACCUCUAUGAUUUCACUGGAAAUCUCCGCCUUGAAAAUCAAAGUCCAGUUCCAAUUGGACCUGAUCAGAUCUUACUAAGAGGUGCACAAAUAAGGAACACUCAGUGGGUUUUAGGAAUAGUUGUCUACACAGGACAUGACACGAAACUUAUGCAGAAUUCAACCAAAGCUCCACUGAAGAGAUCAAAUGUAGAAAAAGUUACCAAUAUGCAGAUUCUCAUUUUGUUUUGCAUCCUUCUCGUCAUGGCUCUAGUGAGUUCUGUGGGUGCCUUACUGUGGAACAGAACACAUGGAGAAGUCAUUUGGUACUUUGAUUCCAAUGAAGUCCUAUCCACUAAUUUUGGAUAUAAUCUACUCACCUUUAUAAUCUUGUACAACAACCUCAUUCCCAUCAGUCUACUGGUGACUCUGGAAGUUGUGAAGUUUACUCAGGCUCUUUUUAUAAAUUGGGACAUAGAUAUGUAUUAUACUGAAACUGAUACACCUGCAAUGGCCAGAACUUCAAAUCUUAAUGAGGAACUUGGCCAGGUUAAGUAUCUAUUCUCUGAUAAAACAGGCACCUUAACAUGCAAUAUUAUGAAUUUUAAGAAGUGUAGUAUUGCUGGAGUAACAUAUGGUCACUUCCCAGAACUGGUGAGGGAUUGUUCAUCAGAAGAUUUCAGCCAGCUUCCGCCUCCUACUAGUGAAUCUUGUGAAUUUGAUGAUCCAAGAUUGCUGCAGAACAUUGAGGCUGAACAUCCCACAGCGAUGCACAUCAAAGAAUUCCUCACUCUGCUGGCUGUGUGUCACACUGUUGUUCCAGAAAGACAUGAAAACACCAUUAUCUACCAGGCCUCAUCUCCAGAUGAAAGCGCUUUAGUCAAAGGAGCAAAAAAACUUGGCUAUGUUUUCACUGGGAGGACACCACACUCUGUCAUCAUUGAUGCGCUAGGAAAAGAAGAAACGUUUGAGAUCCUUAACGUAUUGGAAUUUUCAAGUAAUCGAAAGAGAAUGUCUGUAAUUGUUCGGACUCCAGACGGUCAAUUACGUUUGUAUUGCAAAGGAGCUGAUAAUGUCAUUUUUGAAAGGUUAUCCAAGGACUCAAAGUACAUGGAGCAAACUCUAUGUCAUCUUGAUUAUUUUGCCACAGAAGGUUUGAGGACUUUGUGCAUCGCAUAUGCCGACUUAUCAGAAAAUUCUUACCGGGAGUGGCUGGACGUAUAUAACGAAGCCAGCACGAAUUUGAAGGACAGAUCUCAAAAGUUGGAAGAGUGUUAUGAGAUAAUUGAGAAGGACUUGCUGCUUCUGGGUGCAACAGCCAUUGAGGAUCGCCUGCAAGCUGGUGUCCCGGAAACAAUAUCUACUCUAAUAAAAGCAGAGAUCAAGAUUUGGGUACUGACGGGGGACAAACAAGAAACUGCUCUCAAUAUAGGGUACUCCUGCAGGCUUGUUUCCCAGAGUAUGACUCUCAUCCUCGUGAAUGAAGAUUCUUUGGAUGCAACAAGAGCAGCAUUAACGCACCACUGUGAAAAUCUGGGAGACUCACUGGGCAAAGAAAAUGAUAUUGCUUUGAUUAUAGAUGGCCAGACUCUGAAGUAUGCCCUAUCCUUUGAAGUGAGGCAGUCCUUCCUGGACCUAGCAUUAUCCUGCAAGGCUGUCAUUUGUUGCAGGGUGUCUCCUCUGCAGAAGUCAGAAAUAGUAGACAUGGUAAAGAAACAUGUGAAUGCCAUCACUCUGGCCAUUGGGGAUGGUGCCAACGAUGUUGGAAUGAUCCAGACGGCUCAUGUUGGAGUGGGGAUCAGUGGCAAUGAAGGCAUGCAGGCAACCAACUCUUCUGAUUAUGCAAUAGCACAGUUUUCCUACUUGGAGAAGCUGUUACUUGUCCAUGGAGCCUGGAGUUACAAUCGAGUGACAAAAUGCAUAUUGUAUUGCUUCUAUAAGAAUGUGGUUCUUUAUAUUAUUGAGCUUUGGUUUGCAUUCGUUAAUGGAUUCUCUGGGCAGAUUUUAUUUGAGCGCUGGUGCAUUGGGCUCUACAAUGUGAUGUUCACAGCAUUACCUCCCUUCACCUUGGGAAUCUUUGAACGAUCGUGCUCCCAGGACAACAUGCUUAGGUUUCCCCAGCUCUACAAAAUUACUCAAAAUGCUGAUGGGUUCAAUAGCAGGGUGUUCUGGGGUCACUGCAUCAAUGCCUUGAUCCACUCCGUCAUUCUUUUUUGGCUUCCCCUGAAAGCACUAGAACAUGAUACAGUAUUUACAAAUGGCCAGGCUGUUGACUACCUGUUUGUUGGAAAUAUUGUUUAUACGUAUGUUGUGGUGACCGUCUGUUUGAAAGCUGGCUUAGAAACCACAGCAUGGACCAAGUUCAGUCACUUGGCUGUCUGGGGAAGCAUGCUGCUCUGGCUCGUCUUCUUCGGUGUUUACUCUACUAUCUGGCCUGUCAUUCCUAUAGCACCAGACAUGCUUGGACAGGCAGGAAUGGUACUGAGAUGUGGACAGUUCUGGAUCGGUUUAUUGCUCGUGCCCACAGCGUGCCUUGUUAAAGAUGUGGCAUGGAGAGCGGCCAAGCAUACUUACCGUAAAACUUUGCUGGAGCAGGUUCAAGAGUUGGAAGCUAAAUCCAAAGAGCUGAGGAAAUCUAUGCUGCGUGAUAGCAAUGGAAAGAGCAUGAAUGAACGUGACCAUUUGUUAAAAAGGCUGGGCAGAAAGACCCCUCCAUGCCUCUUCCGUGCUCAUUCUGUCCAGCAAGGAGUGCCCCAUGGUUACGCUUUCUCUCAAGAGGAGCACGGGGUCGUUUCUCAGUCUCAAGUUGUUCGAUCCUACGACACUACAAAGCAGAGAGCUGGAGUCGAAUAACACGGACUUCUUCCCCGCGAUUGGUGGCUGGAGGAAAGAGAUGUGGAUCAAUGUGUCUACUGUGAAUACACCCUUGAGUAAGGCUGGCAGCAGCAACGUAAACACCGGAAAACUUUUUACUGUGGCCUUAGCCAACAAGUUUGUUCUCUAUGCUGCUUCCAGAUCUUGAGCACACUUUGGGGGGUGGGGAGCAGUCCUUGCCGGAAGCCAGCUGUUCUUUUGGUUUACAUGGUUUGUGAAACACUUGGCUCUGCUGCCCAAGGUGUGAUGCUGAAAACAUUUUGUUUCUAUUGCCAUUUUUCAGAAGGCAGGGCAAAAGGCAUUUUGUGCUUUUGCAGAGAAAACUUUAAAAAGGUGAUAAGGCCCGUUGCUGAUCUACCUUUGCUGAAUUCUGGCUUCCCAUUUUGUCAUGCCCAGACUUAGCUGCAUGUAUGAAGCCUUUAUAAUACUCACUGUCUAUUUGACUGGAAUGUUUACAAAGACAGGCAAAGAACUACAGAGAAGCCAAUAUAACCGGGGGGGGGGGGGGGGGCAAGGGAG
Thamnophis elegans (Western terrestrial garter snake) is the source of this 4023-nucleotide messenger RNA. RefSeq names its product ATPase phospholipid transporting 8A2 (gene ATP8A2). The transcript is spliced from 36 exons. Lineage: Eukaryota; Metazoa; Chordata; Lepidosauria; Squamata; Natricidae. Gene Ontology annotation, biological process: neuron development; phospholipid translocation. Gene Ontology annotation, cellular component: plasma membrane. Bases 37 to 3483 code for a protein of 1148 amino acids. Gene Ontology annotation, molecular function: ATP hydrolysis activity; magnesium ion binding; ATP binding. The record is from RefSeq and is a predicted model, not a curated record.